CAAACGUGCAUUGUCGGGUAUCAAAGGAGAAGGAGAGAAGAGAGUUGUAGUGAGAUUGAGUUUAUAGUUACGAGUGAGUCAAGUUUCUAGCGCAUUAUGAAAAGUAGACCCUUGGAGCCACUCGACAACAUCCGUUGAACUCUCCGGCUACUUGCACGUGAGAGGGAGCUAAAGUUAGCAAGGAAGCGAUGGUUGAAUCGGGCUCAACCCGAAGAAGAAGGAAUUGAAGAAUAAAUUGUUUUUUAAAAGUUAACUUAAUUUUGCCUAUUUCUAUGCUUCUACAUUUGUUUCAACUUCUACACUAUAUGAUCGUUAUUUUACAACACUAAAGUAAGCCACCUUUGAGCUAGAUUGGAAUAAGAUAAAAACCUAGACAUUAGGUCUCUAAGGGUAAGCCACCUUUGAGCUUAAACGUAAAGCAGUAUGCCGCGAACUCGGUUAACCAAACAUCUUGUGUAUGUGUGUCUCUCCUUACUCUUCUCUAUUGCCGUAUUUGCUUCUAACCAUGAACAUUACCUUGUCCAUCCAAAGUUGAAGAUGACUCGAUAAGGGUCAAAGCUCAUCUCGUGAAACACUUGGUUUUUAGCAACUGGUCAUCAAGCCCAACACACAUGUCCAGACAACCAAUUCAUAAUUAAUCGUGUUUUAUUUAUCUCCUUUUUAUAAAACUAUACUUGUGUGCUGCACAUAUUUCACAAUCGAAAUUCGACUAACUUGCAACCCGAAAAAUUCAAAAUCCAUAACCCAAUUGAACCCAACUUGAACGGCCCGAUUAUAACACCUCUAAUCACAACGUUACAAUUUUCAACUCCCACGGUUCCUUGCUCCCAAAGUAAAAUCGUAGAUAUCUAUCUUGUGGAAACGGGAAAAGUCGUUCAAACAUAGUGAUGAUGAUGACAUAUGAGGAAAGUAAGUCAAGUUCUGGUGCCUUGACACCCACGGCUUAUCGGCGGCUUCCUCUCUACCCAGCGACCAUUAUAUUCAUAACCAUCAGUUACUAUUUUGCAGAUCGAAAUUUCCUCCCUCCUUCCUUCCUUACUACCAGUAUAAAUAACAUUGUUGCCAGCUAACUAGGAAAUCAUAGAACAAACCCUAAACCCUUGCAAUAUUAACCAAAAACCUUCAAAGAUACGCAGAUUGUAAUGGGUUUGGUUUCUUCUUCUCACUCUGCCCCCUCCUCCAAGGUCUCCGAUGCCUCGACGAAUCAUCAUCAUCUUCAUGUUCAUGGAGAUCAUGAUCAGGAUCAGAAAUCACUUCCGGCGCCGGCGCCGGCUCCUAAUUCUAAAAGCAGCAGCUCAUCAUCAGGACAUCAUCCAAUACUAGUCCAUUACUUCCCAACCAAUUCAUACAUGUCCCGCCCCUGCCUCUGAACCCAUCCACUUCUGCUCCACUACUUCAUUUUACUCGUUUAGUUUUGAGUAGAGUGGGAUUAUACUGUAAUACUACUAUAAAUUUGUACCCUUCAAUUCAUUCUAUUUAUAUUCACUACUGCUUGCUACCUAAAGUUUUUGUACCAGUACUAUUCGAGUGAUUUAAUAAGAGUGUCAUGUUACAUCAAAAUUUGGAAGACUCGGGAGACUAGAAAUGAAGGUACGUCUCAAGUUAAAGACAUAAAGAUUAGAGUGUUAGUUAGGGAAUAUGAAUGAGCGAAAAAUGAGAAUAUUACUGAAAAUGUUUGAAAGAUUCACAAACGUAUUGAGUGAAUUAAUUAAUGACUCUUGGAAAAGUUUAGUACUCCAAUUCAGACUUAGGUGGUAAGAUUUUAAACUCCUAGGAGCAAGAGUUUCUGUUUUUCAAUCGAUUGGUUCUAUUAAUAAUUUAGAUUAACCUUUCGUGUGUAAAUAAGUUAGUUUAUGUAUCCGCACGUAUUUUAUCCGUUUAUGUAUCCGUACGUAUUUUAUCCGUUUAAAACUUCCGUAUCCGUAUUAUUGUCAAGUCGUUUCAUUUUGUUCGUUCACUUGAUGACUCUCGUAUUAAACACGUAUAAAACCCGUAUAACACGUUUAAUAUCCGUAUUUAAUGAAUUAAAUUACUAAUUUUAAUAUGAUUUAUUUAUUCAUUUAUUAUAGACAUUAUAGGUGAGCUACAGAACUUUCUACAAAGCCUUACUAAUCGAGUAAUUCAAUUGGAAUAUGAUUCUCAAAAGCAAGUAAAAUUAUGAUAGAAUUGGAUCCACGCCUAACUACACUCCCAAUCAUCGACCAAGUAUAACCUAUGACUAAGUGUAGUAUACAACAAGUAUAUUUAGAUUUACGAAACCCUGGUGGUAUGUGUCCUUACUUCAGCAAACUACAAAUUUUCUAGCAGUAGAAACGUUGUUUUAAGCUAUUUAACUAAACCAACAAGAAAAUAAAACAAGGUUAAAUUAAAGUGAGAAAGCUUCACUCCGAAGAUUAUCCCCCAAGUCCCGUGUUGAGAUGAUGAAGUGAUACUCCAAUGUGAUUUGCAUAUUAUAUAUACCGUUACGAGAUCAAAGCUAGUUCUACUCCCCUAGUAUCUCGUUCUCCUUGGGACUCUUGCGGUAAUGAGGCUGGUUCGGCAAGCUAGAAACCAGGUCAAGUCAAUUCGAUGUUAAGUAACUCAUUGGUCGCGAAAUCGAGUUAUAAUCCUAGGAUGCCCUAUGGUCAUAUUCCACAAGGUCUUCUGAUGCAAAAAUACUCGAACUAUACCAUCUAUGCUACACAAAAGAGAAGAGACUCUUUAAGGGGUUUCACUCGAAUAACAAGCAAUGGAAAUUAAAGCAAGGAAAAGUA
Linum trigynum is the source of this 2753-nucleotide messenger RNA. The record is from the annotation of a GenBank genome assembly. NCBI's taxonomy places the organism in Eukaryota, Viridiplantae, Streptophyta, Magnoliopsida, Malpighiales, Linaceae.